Messenger RNA from Styela clava, 2730 nucleotides. The record is from RefSeq and is a predicted model, not a curated record. Lineage: Eukaryota; Metazoa; Chordata; Ascidiacea; Stolidobranchia; Styelidae.
AGCUUUUUCUAAUGUCAGUGAGAUGAGUGCAGCUUGGACAAACUCUGCCAAGAUGGAUAAAUAUUUCUGCAUUGCAAUCUUAUUCUCGUUUGCUGUUGCUAUCCAUGCAUCAUUAUUCGAUGGGUUAUUGGAUGGUUCAGGAGAGACCUGCACUGAGUCUGGUGAUUGCACACAAACGAAUGAAUUUUGCUUUGAAACGGAUAAUAACCAAUGCUGGUGUCCAGCUGGAUUUACAGGAGACGGCUGCACAGAACCUAACACUAAUUUCAUCGACGAUCGAUGCCAAAUACCAACGCAAUUAGACGAUACUUGUUUUACUAAGGAGGAAACUGAUUUCAACCGCUGCUUUGAUGGUUGUCCCGAUGGGACUAUAUGCUGUUCAACAGGAUGUGGGAUAGGCUGUGUAGAUCCUCCCGAUAAAACCUGCACAACAACGGCGAAUUGCCCGGAAAAUCAUAUGUGCGCCCAACAAGAGUCAGGGCCGCCCAAUGUUUGUAUUUGCCCACUUGGAUAUACUGGAGAUGAUUGUACGGAACGACAACAAGGUGGCUUCGACGACAGAUGCCCUCAUCCCGAUGAUCUGAUUGAUGUUUGUUUGGCUUCCCAAAUAGACUUCCAAUGUGAUGAAGGUAACCCAUGUCCGGAUGGGGAAAUAUGUUGCAUAGGAGCAAAUGGAUGUUCAACCCGCUGUAUUCCAAUAGGCUGUGAAAACCCCGUUGAUCGUAAAACAUGCACCGACCAGAACAAAAUCUGCGUUGAUGACGAUUCUACCACAGGUUUCAACUGUCGAUGUCCUUUUGGAUAUAGCGGAACCAUGUGCGCCACACCAUUUGCCGGUUUUGAUGCGGAAUGUCCAUUUCCCGAAGUUCCUGGAGAUACUUGUGAUGAGUUUGAAACCACCCCGACCUGUACGAAAGCUGACGAUUGUGAAGACGAUAAAGUAUGCUGUUCUACAGGUUGUGGAACGGCUUGUGUGGAUCUUUCAGAUCCAAAACCACCAGGAAAGAAGCCAAACCUCGCAUUAAUUGCACUACUUCUGUCCACACGCCGACAACGACCUCCUGUAAUUCCUGUAGCACCACCAGUGCCAAUUUAUCCAGUGGCCCCAAUUUAUCCAGUAGCCCCAAUUUAUCCAGUAUUACCAGUGACACCAGUUCGUUGCCCACCAAACCAAUGUGUUUGUUCUAAGAACCUCGGUGCAAUUUGUCAACGAAAUAUAGGAGGUUGCGGCGCCAUCUUCAUUGAUCAGCACACUAAAAAUAUCAUUACGCAAUAUUGCAAAUGCGACCCAGGUUAUCAGAUAUACAGCCCUUGCUCUAAAGAUAAAUGUUUCGACAUGAAUGGAAGACAAUUAGUGUGCCCAGGUCAUCCGAAUGCUAGAUGUCGCGUGACUCAGUGUGGAAGAUGCCAGGCAUAUUGGAUUGAUAUGUAUACAGGAAAACAAGUUACAUGCCAAAGAAUACAACCAGUAAACCCAGGUGCAACAUGUGGUCCCGGAGAGAUUCCGAUUCUUAGAUGUCCAGAUGUAUGUCAACAUACUAAGUGCCCGAAUUAUCCGUAUGCAACUUGUACGGUUCGAGCUUGUAAUGGGUGCACGGCAAGGUACACCUACCUGGGAAGAGAUGUCACGGCAGAUUGUCAUCAAGUCGUGGGAUAAGAAUGACUGUUAACACUCACACUGGACUGGAAAACAUUUUAAAACAAAAAAACUAUUUCGAGCUAAUAACUCUGAUUUAUUUAAAAACACACCAAAACUCAAACCCAGCACCUGACAAAUUUUCCUAUUUUCCUGGAAAAUUCAGUUUAGAUUUAUAAAAUGAAAAUCAGAAUAUUAAACCAGGGGGUUGAUGGUCGUCCCCACACCCUUUAAAAUGUGGUACUCCCGAAGUAUGUGAACCAACGUAGUAUGUGUACCAGGUUAGAGUUGUGACAUAAUUUUUUUAUUGUUAUUUCAGUUCUAUAACGCGUUCGGGGACUAGCCAAAUCACCCCAGUAGUAUUUGUAUCUGAAAUUACGGCUUAACCUGGUACCCAUACUAUGUUCCGAUGUCCGGCAUCUUGUUUCACAUAUUUCGGGAGUAACCCUAUCUUUCUGUAUCACACAAUAAAAUCUUUCGCAGUUUGAAACGGUUUUUAGACCCUCAAGUACCUUGUAAACACACAAGUCAAGAAUCUCGAAACACACACAGACCUGUUAGCUUUUGCGGUAAAACUUGGUCAUUAGGAAUUUCAAAAUACCAAUUCGAAAAUUACUGGCCACGCCCCUGUACACAAUAAACCUGAACCUACCCAUUUUUCUGGCUUUUUUUUUUAAAUCCAUUGGCAUGGUUCAUUCACACACAAAAGUGUUUGUUACCCACGAUGACCUAAAACUCCCCUGAGGUUUUUUAGAAUUUCUUUUUUGUGAUCUAUUCAUCGAGAUUGCACUAAAGAGUAAAUCGAGAUCAAUAACCCACGUGUGCGAUCUGAUGCUAAAAAUAGUCACACAUUUCCUCUCUUAUAAAUUGUGUAUAUAGUAAAGGGUUUACAUUGUAAUGUAUAUUGAUGAAACAUUUAGUAUUCAUAUAUAUUAUCUGACAUUUAAUGAAUGCUUUGUUGCUAAUUUGUCUUUCAGAUAAGUUGCUUUUUUGUUGUUUUUAUGGACUUCAACUGUUCAUGAAUAUUUUCUUAGGCUCAUUUACGCUCUUUAAUCGCAGACAGAAUAUUUUAAUAAAUACAUUGUUUGGUGAUG